This is a messenger RNA of Solanum tuberosum (potato), 2604 nucleotides long. Its product is annotated as integrator complex subunit 3. The coding region runs from base 213 to 1718 and encodes 501 amino acids. Gene Ontology annotation, cellular component: cytoplasm. NCBI's taxonomy places the organism in Eukaryota, Viridiplantae, Streptophyta, Magnoliopsida, Solanales, Solanaceae. The record is from RefSeq and is a predicted model, not a curated record. The transcript is spliced from 4 exons.
UAAUAAUAUAUUUAGGUAUUUGGGCCGACGGCAAUUUGCAGGACCUAUACAACCGCCGCUUACCUCCCCGCCGGUGGUUAUUUUCCGGCGAAGCACCCAGCAACUCGAUCAGCAAGGUCCUAAAUUUGUUUCUGAAAAAAAUAGUGUAAGGUACGCUUAUGUAGCUGUUUUUGGUGUUUCAUCUUGCAUCUAUUGUGAUUCAUUCACUAUUAAUGGCCUUAAAGCUUACUGAAAGAGGAAUCCAUGAAGCUGAAAAUCCAAUUGAAGUGUCUUUUAGAGAAGCUUUUGAACUUCUUAAACCCCAACUAAACCCACCUUUUACCUUAAAAGUGCUAACACAAGAGGAAUACUCAAACCUGAAUAAAGCUAUAAUUUUUGGCAUUUUAUCCCAACCCAAUUUGGCUGAAGUUCAUAUUAAGCACCUACAUGCAAUUAUUAUUGAUGGGUAUGAUUUCUUUACUUGUAUGCUUGUCAAGAUUGUUGAUGAAUUGUAUGCAAAAUUGCUCGACUCGGUGAAAAUUCAGCUUAUAUGGGUUACUAAAGAGAUGUUGAAUGUAUUGGCUAUAGGAUUUGAUAAAUUGUUGGUGGCUCUUUUAAGGCAAAUUGUAGGUGGGGAUUUUAGUGAGGGAAAUUUGUGGUUGUGUUUGGAGAUGGUUGCACUGUUUUUAGCCAAUUGGGAUUGUUUAUUAGAGGAAGAACCAUUGAUUUUGAACAAGGGGUUGUAUGUGUUCCUUCGAUUAUUGGCGGAUCAUUAUAGAGUACCAAGUAAUCCAAUGGUUGAUGGAUUGAAGAGAAUGGAGGUUGUAUACUGUGUUCGACUUUUGAGGGAACAAUUUCUUUUGUGUUUGAAGAUAGGGAGGGACUUAAUUAGGCUUUUGCAAGACUUGGUUCAUAUACCUGAGUUUAAAGCCAUAUGGAAAGACUUGUUAUUGAAUCCUAGACAGUUUGGGGUGGAUGGAUUUAGAGAUAUUUCACAAAUUUACCACACAAAAACUCCAAGUUCGUACUUUUUGCUUCGAGUAACUCCUGAAAUGGAAACAAAAUUGAGGUUUUUGCUUACAAAUGUCAAGUUGGGUAGUCAAAAGAGGUACCAGGUUUGGUUCGCUAAGAAGUUCCUCGGAGUACCUGGGAGUGAAGUCAUUUUAAUCGACAUUGUUAGGUUUAUAUGCUGUUCAGUUCAUCCAUCCAGUGAAAUAAUGCAACCAGAUAUCUUACCCAGAUGGGCUGUGGUUGGUUGGUUAUUGACGUCAUGCAGGAAGAGUUAUGUCGAAGCAAACUUGAAGCUUGCAUUGUUUUAUGAUUGGCUUUUCUAUGAUGAAAUCACUGAUAAUGUAAUGAACAUUGAGCCUGCAAUUCUUUUGAUGUUGAACUCUAUACCCAAUUAUAUUGAAGUUACCCGUACUCUUCUUGAGUUCCUACUAAUUGUGGUUGACAACUAUGAUAUUGAGAGGAAGGAGGUAGUCUCCAAAGGGGUGUCAACAGCUCUUUCUACACUAGUUAAAAGAGGAAUUGUCAGUUCACUUGAUGUUUUGACUCAUUGUGACAUGAUAUCACCAGUCCAUAGGGAAAUGUUUGGAAAGUUGGUAUUGGUCAUGCAAGGUAUCCAUUCCAAAAAAUUAGGAUCAGCCAGUAUCAUCCAUGAUAUGUCACCACCACCUAGCCAUUUGCUCCCAUCAAGCUUGGGAUCCCAACAUCCUAACAGGGUGAACUGUAAUUAAUUGUGUCAUCACAGGCAUAUCCAAGGAAGAUCUGUUGAUGCAUCACUUUCGCUUCCCAAAGAAUUAUUUGUGAUCUUUUUCUCCAACUGGCAGUUAAAUUCCACUCAACUGGAAGCAAAUUUCAAGAAGUUUGAAAUCUAGGUGAUAGGAGAAACAUCUCUUUCACCUCCUGAAGAAAUGCGUGUGAGUUUUUGCCCCAAUAGCUAAAGUUGGACUCAAGUGAUGAAAGUUUCUAGGAGAAGUUCAAAAUCAAGGUGAUAGGAAGUUUCUCUGGUAACAUGCCAUGAAGGGCCAGGUAUAGAGUAGGAGAUCCAUUUUGGGCUGGAAGCAUUGUUGCAUACUAGCUUCCUCCUCUCAACCUUUUGGCAAUCACCUCUAAUCCUCAGGUCCAAUGGAUUCAUAGCCUCGACCACAACCCAUAUUCAUGCAAGGACUGGUGAAAUACCCAUGGCGUAUUAAGGAUUUUAUGUACCAUCCAUGAGGCUUGAGCAACUUUAGUGCCCCAAAUAGUUCCUUGCUUCCCAUAGCAUAGGCUUGUAUGCCCGAUAUGUUGAGUCCUGCAGAUUUUCCCAUGAAAUCAAGGUCUUCUUUGAAGUGUACAUCUUCUGUCCAUAGAAAUCUCCUACAUAGGCUCUCAAUGCAAGCUUUCUUUGGCAGCACAAAAAUGGGAGACCAAAAGACUUGGACAGAAAAUUACUUAUUGCAUUUUCAGGUUCUGAAAUUUACUGAGGAGUCUCUAGUGUUGAAAUUUUCAUUGUUUUGACAAAUAUAAUGUUAUACAAAAUGAUACUUAUAACCAUAACUUUUAAAUUAUUUCUCAAACAAAGUUCAGUCUCAAAUGAUUUUGUGAAGCACAACUUGGGCGAUCCAUAAUAUAGUCAUUUUU